Messenger RNA from Toxoplasma gondii ME49, 1514 nucleotides. RefSeq lists its product as hypothetical. The record is from RefSeq and is a predicted model, not a curated record. Bases 696 to 1232 code for a protein of 178 amino acids. The transcript is spliced from 2 exons. Lineage: Eukaryota; Apicomplexa; Conoidasida; Eucoccidiorida; Sarcocystidae.
AAGGAGAAAAAGGUCGUCGCGAAUCGGCUUCUCGUUUCCCGCCAUACUUCUCUGAGAGGAAAACUCUCUGCUUCUUGAUUCUCUGGCCUAAAACAGUGUGUGUGUCUGUGUGUGGGUAUGUGUGCGCUCCGAACGACGCCUGACAAGAAGUCGGGACUCGAAAGGCAGAAUCGAGAGGCAGAAACGCGCGCCGACGUCUCUCGUUAAGGGUAACGGCAGGUGUGCGUGGUGGUGGCAAAAAAGAACCAAAAACCUUGCGCUUUCCUGCGAAUUAUAGGCAAACAGCGAGCAAGGCUCCAUGGUGGGAGGGUCCCGCUCUGAGCGGUAGCAGCCUGGUGCUUCUCUCGAAGUUCUUCCCUUCUUCUCGACUUCCGCGCACGCACUCGUGCUGCAUCUCGUCACAAAAGCUGGAGAAACUCCUGGGCUUGGCACAUGGCAAAACUUCGAAACUCCCUGGCGGCAAAACUGGGCUCUGCAUCCCGCCUUUCCUGUGCGAGACGGCACUUCUCAAUACAUCCAGCGAGGCGGGACACACAGCGCCAGCGAGCCUCGGCGGAACUUCAUUAUCCCCGAAAUCUUUCACCCCGUUUUUCGCCGUGAACGAAUCAACAAAGACGGACCUCUGCUCUCUUUUCCUUUCCCGUCCCAGGCAAGUCCGAAGCGCCUGUCACAGAAGAAAAGGCUCGGUGGCACGCAUGGGGCACACAACCACGCACUUUUCCACGCAAGCCUGGACAACUCACCGUCCGCAGUUGUUUCCGUUACUUGUUAUUUCUUUUCGCUUUUCAGACCGUCGCGCGGGGCGUUUAGAACCAAGAAGGUCGGCCCGAGACAGUUUUUCUCCUCGAAGGCGCCGUAGAUUAUCUGGUCUCGCCACUACCGGAGGUGGGCGGCUUCCCCCGUGUUGCUCGUUCGAAAACGCUUUCGACAUGAGUUCUUUUCCCUCGCAUUCACUGCGCUUUCCUUGGAAUAGCUCGACAUCUCUUCUCGGAGGAAAGAAGUCAACGUUCUUGGCCGCAAACCUGAACGCUGGAGGGCGGCAAUUCGACAUCGAGAGAACCGCCACGCACGCGUCUUUACGCUUAGUUCGACCUUUCACGAGGUGGAGAGCUUUGACAGUCGAAACAAUCGGGAAUAACGACGCCACAUCCGUCGUCCAACGUCCUUGGUGUGACUCGUUCAGACGUCCUCGCUGCUUCCUUUUUUUCGAGAUCUUUUUCCUUCCCUCCUAGAAGAGACCUGUUGUCUCGCCUCCCAGAACCUGGCGCGCUUCUCGCGUCCGACCGACGACAGGCGGCUUCCUUCCUCGUCGAUUCGCGUCUUCUGCCGAAACGAGCGGCGGAAUUCCUGCACCUCUCUUGCGAGAGAAAACAGGCCUUGCAAAGAAACAACCUACAUCCCAUCUGGGGCGCUAAACUGCGCAUCUCUUUUGCAAGACAGGAGACGCUGUCGAGUCUUUCUGAAAGAACAUCUGCGUCCUUCUCGCUCGCGGCGCCUUCCCUCUCUUCGCACUC